This is a messenger RNA of Marchantia polymorpha subsp. ruderalis, 3170 nucleotides long. NCBI's taxonomy places the organism in Eukaryota, Viridiplantae, Streptophyta, Marchantiopsida, Marchantiales, Marchantiaceae. The record is from the annotation of a GenBank genome assembly.
GUCCCGAGAGGCCGAGACCAAACCAGAGAGCCGUACCAUGACAGGGUAUUGUAUUUGGUCGAUAGGGGCAUGAAUGAAAACAAGACUCAGCCAGAUUCCUGAUCGUAAGGAACGGGGUCCAUAGCUUUUGAGUCAUAAAUCGCCUAUAAGGUGUGUAAGACGAGCACACCAGGUAUUAGUCGGUGUCCGCUGGUAAUGGUGUUCUAGACGAGAACAAAGAGAGAGAGAGAGACAUCGAGAGUGAGGAGCGAUUGACAGGGAGGGGAGGGCAGCGGAGGGCAGCAGACAGUGGCAGGCAAAUGGAAAGCAGGUUCCAAGGAUGGCCGUGUCUGCCGAUUUCAUGCUAGGGGCAAUGAAUUCUCCCUACCUGCUAAGAAACUCGUGCCUCGCCCCGUUUAAUCUUGCAUCUGCGUAUGGCGUUCUCUGGCGCGCACCUGGCCCACUUUAACGUCCCACUUUAAUCUGCGCGGACGUCUAAUUGUUGCUAUGCUAAACUUCUCGGCGAAGUUCCCCGUGUGCAUAUCUUCCUCGCCCGAGGAAGAGGAAGACCGUGCCGGCUAGAGCCACUGUCUAAUUCCAUUUGGGGAGUAUGGGAGCGUUCUCUGCAUCCGGUGGAUCAUCUGCCGAACAGCAUGAAGCUGCAAAACGAUUGCAGUUUUCUCCCAUCUCAGAUAACAUGUCUUCUUCCUUGGAUAUCACGGCGCAAAGCCCAGAAGAAUCUCCGCACCAUCGAAGCUACGAGCGGCAUCCAAGCUUGACUGAAUUAAUGCCAGAUGCCAUGAUAGGCGAAAUCCUUUCCCGUCUGCCCGAUAUGCGCGAUUUAGCCCGGGCAAAACUGGUGAACACGAGUUUUCGUGAGAGUUCAGCCUACGUGAAGUACGUCAAGUUUCUAUGCAGACAGAGAAAUGUGCUCAGAGGGCCUGGGCAAAAUGGGGAAUGUCUUGUACCAUUUAAGGAGAUUGUCACGAGCAACUUAAAAACUGUCAAGUGCGUGGAAAGACUGCGUCUGGAAAUCGAGGAUGAAAUGCAAGCCAACAGGUAUAAGGACGAAAACAACGAGAAGAACAGUCUGUGGCUCACCGAGGACAAGUUUGUUAUGCAGUGGCUACCUCUUGUAAGUGCAACUCUUCAGAACCUCACCGUCAUCGACUAUGGACAGCAGGCCAUCUUCCAUCCCACGCCGCUUCUGCAGCAUCUUUCGCACCUUUGUAAACAGCUGCGGACCUUGGAGCUGAGGAAUAUGUUUUUGGAUUGUUCACCCAAACAAUGCGGUACGACAAAGGAUCAGAUUACGCAGACCAGGCUGAAAGAUGUGAGCACUCUGACACUGCGCUGCGUGAAACUUACUGAAAACGGGUUGGACGAUCUGAACACGGUCAUGCCCAACCUGAAAACACUCACAUUGGUGACUGUGGUGGGUCUAAAAGAUGCAAAGUUUGUAUCUGAACAUCUACAGGUGUUGUGUUUGGGACUGGCUACCAAAGUAAAAUCUGUCAAGUUGGUUGUGAAGCAGCUGAUCAAAUUACAACUGAAGAUGGCUUGUCCCGAAGAACUGAAAGUGAUCGCGCCGAACUUGCGAUGCUUGGCAGUUUGUAUGGAUAAACGGCCGGAUACUAAAGUGGAAUUCGAGUGUGUGAAUGAUCUACGGGAACUUCUUAUGGGUGCCUCGGAAUUUUCAACGUUGCACGAUCUCUGCAAGCAUAACAGACAGCUGGAGAAAGUGUUUCUCGAUGUACCUUGCAUGGCCUUUGAAGACAACGGAGGGUGGAAAGGGGUCUUACCUCAUGUAAAUCUGAAGAACCUCCCUGACAUGAAACACAUAACUUCAUACUGCACUCAACUGCAUACAUUGAGCGUGGGUCCUGGCCUCUGGCACGCAUUGGAGCAGGAUAUGAUGAAGAAUCCAGAUGUCUUUUGUCCAACGUGGCCGAAUCUGACGAGGUUAAUCUUGCAUCUCAUCGUUCAAGUGAUAGAUGUUAGCAUAAAACUUUUGAAAGCACUAGUGGAUGCCAUCCCUACAUUGAAAACUCUAGAGGUGUAUGUGCACAAGGACAGCAAAGUAGACACUCAAGAAUUUCAACAACUGAAGGAAACAGUGAAGGAACUGGUUCCUCGAGUAGACUUGAAAUUGGACAGUUGGAAGAAGGGAUUGAAAUUUGAAUGUUUUAGCUUUUAGAUAGUCGUACAUUAGGUCUUGGACAUAUGUUAGCGGUUUAGUCUCUUAAGUUUGGUGAAGCAGUUUGUGGAAAAUUGGCAGACUGUUGAUAUUCAGCUUCUUCUUCCCUUCGCUUCUGGUAGUUGGAGUGCAUUAUCAGUGUUCCAGUAUCAGUCCUAAUGCUAUCCUGCGACACAGCAGGAUAGCAUUUACCAGAUAUACAGCAACGCUUCUGUCUGGAUAGGCAUUCAACUGGAGGCGAAGGAGUGGGAUACUCAAGUGAUAGCCGGGCUUGAUGAUAACAAACCAUGGAGUACGCCCUUAUGAUCUAUCGAUGGUCUUUUCCUUUACAUACAGUCCCGGACCUUUGGUGGUUAAGGAUGAAGCUCAAUCCAUCAGUUGGAUGCUUUCAUACCAGUUAGUUCAGAGCCCUUGUUUUUCUUUCUGGGAGAUGUGCUACCCAGUACCUAUCCAACUGAGCUUGUGUUAAAAAAUAGCUCAGAACCAGAAUUUACGAAGUUUGUGGAUGGUGUUGUCUUACAGACCGGUGCUAGAUAUCUUGAAAGAUAUGAGAUGUCGUCUCAAGAAUGAGGCUUUUCCUAUGACCAUUGGUGUCAUUUAGCAGCAUACCUUCAAUUAGUUAUUAUGUAGACCAGUUUUGGAGGCCUUGUGAGAGUUAACUUCGUAGGCAAUCAACUACAUCACAACAUGUUCUUGUCUCUACGAUAUUCGCUUACACAGCAGCCUCGCCGAGCCACACUAGAUUCUAAGAUAUAUAUCCAUUGUAUAGCAAUAAAGUCUUAGAUUGUGGUGAGUCUUGUAGUUGUGUUGAGGUCGUGAAAAACGUUAAACUUACCUACUAGUUUCAAUAUUCUUUUUCUGCAUAAACGUGUUGGCAGGCUUGAUGUAGCAAGGAACCUUAGCCUGCAACAUUAUUUUUAACAUGUGGGUGGGCUAGUCUGUUGUAACACCUUUGAUUGAAACAUUCGCUUGUACUGUUAUAUAUCAUCGAAGA